UGAGGAAAUUGAAUUUGAAUAGCCAUAUAGAUACAUCAGGCUUGGCAAUGGUGGUUAUAUCAUGAACCAUCACAGAAGAAUGGACGGCAGGUAGUGUUAAAGCUAGUGGUUGAUGUUUGGCCAGUAAUUGAAAUAGCUGGUUCAAAUUCCAGAGCCCACAAUGUGAGAAUUAUUUUUUAUGCUGUUAGGUAGGGCGCUUAAACCAAAUUGUUCCUAUAAAUCGCUUUUGAUCAUCAUCAGUGGCAUCGGACCAGUGGGGAAAAGGGGUACUAAGUAUAUAGGGCCCUAACGUGUAGAGGGGCCCUUGAAUGUUGAAUGUUUGAAUCUUGAAUAAAGAGGGGAGAGGUUCUCAGGGACCGCCUAUGUACAGGGCCCAGAGUUUUGUGCUACACCCGUGUGGAUCAUAGUCCGUAAAUGGACUAAAAUGAAACCGGACCACUGGGCACUGGACAUUUGAAGAUGUUGCCAAACAAAACAGGAUGUCCGAUGGUACAUCAGUGACUUUAGUGUCAACUGCGUGAGGUCAUGGCUGGUAUACUGGGUUUGUGCGGUUCAAAACCAUUAGCCUACUAACAUGAUUAUACUAAUCUCUAGUUUUGGCAACGGUCGUACACUCGCGCAUGCGCAAAAUGCUCACAAUGGGCCGCCGUUUUAAACCAGGUUGAUCUUUCGGAAGCUGCAGUAUAGUAAUCUAAAUAGCGGCUAUUUGUCGUUUUUUCGGGGAGUUCGAAUGUAUUUUUCAGUCAUUACAACUUAUAUUGAUCUAACUGAACAAGCGAUUGAUUAUAAUUAUUCUGUCAAAUUCUCCCAUGUUGCACUGCCAAAUUAUGCCUCUAGAGCGAUGUGCACUGAAGUUUCAUGUUCUUGCUAGCUAAGAUAUUGAACAUGUCCAACAGUUGCCUUGGCGACUAUUUCUAAUCGUUAAAUUAACACAGAAUGUAUUAAAAUAGACACACUGGUCGGUGUGCUAGUCUGACUAAAGAUGACAUCCUUUCGAAAAUGGUACCCGAAUCUUGCCGUGGUCGCACAUGUCCAAGUUGGUCAAGAUGAGGGGGUUGUCGUGCAGAGAGAGGUCACAAGCAAAGGCAAGCUACCUGGAGAGCAUGGUGACAGGGUCCGGGGCCCUCAUUUCCGAGGAGGCCGUAAGGUUCAGUGCUCCUUCCAGGGCCGAGAAUAUGAUGAUCCGGCCAGGCGGCAGAGGCCUCGGGGGAGUCCUGGACCUGAACAUCUGGUCCACUUUGAGGAUAACAUUGUGGACGUAUCUGUAAACAACAUCAGGUCACAGGAUGGUAGCUGGCAACGCAGAUUUGACCCUUACAGUUGGGCAAAUCAGAGAGGUGACUGGCGUUUUGACCGUGAAAGAAGAGGAGCUGGGGACUAUGCAGGAGGAGGAAGAACCAAGGACAGUUGGUACAAGAUGACUAUUCCCUAUGGAAAGAAGUACAAUAAGAAAUGGCUGCUGACGGCUUUACAGAACAAGUGCUCUGUACCAUUCAAACCAGUGCACUACCAGACUGAGGGACAUAAAGCUCAGUUCUACCUGGAGGAUGCCUUCACGGCUCAUGCUCUCGUCAGGGCCUCUCGCCAAAUCACUGACAGUGAGGGCUACAAGGUGUUAGUGCUGAUGAACCCAUGUCCUCCUCCCUCCAUCCUCAACACCGAACUAAAGCCUCAGGACACUGCGUGGCUAAAGCAGUGCAUGGCCAAGCGUUUUGACAGCUCCCAGCGAACACUGGACCUAAACCAACUGCGUUCAGAUCCAGACCUGGUAUCUCAGAACGUUUGCCCCAUCUUGAGCAGAAAGAUCUUUAUGGAUGCUGUGGUCAAGAUCAUCGAGGAGAACAUUCCUGAGUUGGUGCAUCUGAACCUGAGCAAUAACAAGCUUUACCAGCUGGAUAGUCUGGCAGAUCUGAUUACCAGUGCCCCUCAUCUGAAGGCCCUUAACCUCUCCCACAACCAGUUGAAAACAGAAAAGGUGCUGGAUAGGUUGAAGGGGUUAAAGCUUGUGGACCUGUGGUUGGAGCAUAACCCACUUUGUGAUCAGUUUAAGGACCAGCCUUCCUACAUCAGUGCUGUCAGGGAGAGGUUUCCCCAGCUGGUGAAACUGGAUGGUUAUGACCUACCCCUACCCAUAGUCUUUGAUGUGGUAGCAACCUCCACCAUUCCCCCUUGCAAGGGCAGCUACUUCGGUUCAGAAGAAAUCAUGUUCCUCAUAUUGCAUUUCUUGCAACAGUACUUCAGUGUGUAUGACUCUGGGGACAGACAGCCUCUACUGAAUGCCUACCAUGAUGGGGCAACUUUCUCACUCAGCCAGCCCUCAAGCCAGAGCCUGAGCAGGUGUCUUUUGAGAGAGUACCAUAAAGACAGCCGGAACCUGAAGCAUCUCAAAGAUCCAUCAACACGGUUCCGCUUGCUGAAGCACACAAGGCUAAAUGUGGUGGCAUUGCUCAACAAGCUGCCUAAGACUCAGCAUGACAUAGCCUCCUUUAACAUCGAUGUCAACACACACACGUCCAUGUUACUAUCCUUUACGGUCAGUGGAGUUUUCAAAGAAGUUGAAGGUGCAUUUCAAGACGGAGUAAGGGCCUUUUCUCGGGUUUUCAUUGCAGUUCCUGCUGGGAACUCUGGUCUUUGCAUAGUGAACGAUCAGCUUUUUGUGCGCAUUGCAACAAUGGAGGAGAUUUGCAGUGCAUUUGCUACUCCCGCACCCACGCCCUCAAGCAGCCUAGUGCCUGCCCUCUCCACCCCCAAACAGGAGAUGCUUUCCACCUUCUCACUCAAGUCUGGCAUGAACCUUGAAUGGUCGCAGAAGUGUCUUCAGGACAAUAACUGGGAUUUCAACAUAGCUGCACAGAUCUUCACACAACUAAAGAAUUGAAGCAACUACACCAGGAGAACUCCAGAGGCACUACACUUCAAUUUGCAAACCACUGGUUAGCAUCAAACAGAAUGGCCUUGCAGUUAGGUGGCAGUUUGUAGAGACCUAAAAUAAAAAAUUACUGUGGACAGGUGAGACCAAAAUGAUCAUGUACCAGAAUGAUGCCAAGUGGAAAAUGAAGAAAAAAGGAACUGCCAACGAUCCACAGCAUACCACCUCAUCUGAGAAAUGAAAGGAGUGUUACACAUGCAUGCUUGCAUAUAACAAGCAUGGUAACACUGGAACUGGCACAUUUGUUUUCAUUGAUCUUGUAACUGCUGCAUGUCUGCUAAAGUACAAGCAAAUGCCUCCAAACUCAUUGGAUGGCACUUCAUCAUAGAGAAAGACAAUGUGCCCAAACAUUGCAAUAGAAAGUAUAGAGUUCAGGGAUAAAGUCACUGCUUUCACAGCUGUGUCAUUGCAAAACCAGGGUUUGAAUCCUGCUCUCAGAUUAGCCCCCGAAGGGCAAUCCAAUUGGCAAGCACCAAGUUAGACAACAUGUAAGAGUAUAAAAAUCUACUUUUCUGUUGGUAGGAUUCAGAAUACUUUGUACAUUACCAUAUAAUUUUAUUAAUUUAAAAUUAUGAUUUAAAGGCUUGAUUAAAUAUGUUAAUAUUCAGAGUUUAACUUUUUUCUC
This is a messenger RNA of Esox lucius (northern pike), 3554 nucleotides long. RefSeq lists its product as uncharacterized. Gene Ontology annotation, cellular component: cytoplasm; nucleus. Lineage: Eukaryota; Metazoa; Chordata; Actinopteri; Esociformes; Esocidae. The transcript is spliced from 21 exons. Gene Ontology annotation, molecular function: protein binding; RNA binding. Gene Ontology annotation, biological process: poly(A)+ mRNA export from nucleus. The record is from RefSeq and is a predicted model, not a curated record. The coding region runs from base 983 to 2878 and encodes 631 amino acids.